Messenger RNA from Aphanomyces invadans, 1089 nucleotides. RefSeq lists its product as hypothetical. Gene Ontology annotation, molecular function: rRNA primary transcript binding. Gene Ontology annotation, biological process: maturation of 5.8S rRNA; maturation of LSU-rRNA. The record is from RefSeq and is a predicted model, not a curated record. Gene Ontology annotation, cellular component: preribosome, large subunit precursor; nucleolus. Bases 40 to 1059 code for a protein of 339 amino acids. The transcript has 2 exons. NCBI's taxonomy places the organism in Eukaryota, Oomycota, Saprolegniomycetes, Saprolegniales, Verrucalvaceae.
GGUUGGAGCAACAAGCAUAUUCACAGAGCCAACUCGACGAUGGGACGCGACGGAGGCGGAAAAGGUGGUAAGGGCGGUCGUGGAAACAACGUCGGGGCUGCCAAGUCAGGCAGCAAGCGCAAGGGUGAAGAAGAAAUCGCGGUCGUAGCACCGAAAACGCUGCGCAAGAACCCAUCUGCGAUCAAGAACAAGAUGAAGCGUCAACAAGUGAUGGUGGAGUACAAGAAAGAGAAGCGAGCGAUCAAGGAAGAGAAGCGCGCGGCUCGCAAGAGGGAGGCCGAGGAGCUUGGUGACAAGGCACCUGCAAAGCUCGAACCUCGCACGAUUGAUAACGCGCGUGAGGCGGAAGUAACGAUGAUCUCAGCCGACGACGAAGAAAUCGUGGGAGACGACCACGACGACGAAUUCGCAUCAAUCUUUGCCGCCGAGGAAACUCCGAAGAUCAUGUGGACGACGCGGCCGUUUCCGUCGGCGGACAUGUACCCGUUCGUGCAAAAUUUGAUGGAGUUUGUGCCCAACUCGUUCUACUACAAGCGUGGCACGUACGAUAUCAAAGACAUUUGCAAGUUUGCAGGGAACAAAGAGUUCACCCACGUCGGGAUUCUGUCCGAAAAGGAAAAAGUGGUCAACGGAUUGGUGAUCAGCCGGCUGCCACAUGGGCCGACAGCGUUUUUCAAGGUUUCCAACGUCGUCCUCAUGGACAAGAUCGUGAACCAUGCGCGCAAAACCAGCCAUCAGCCAGAAGUUAUCUUGAACAACUUCAACACUCGUUUGGGCCAUCGCAUCGGGCGCUUCCUCGGGUCAUUUUUCGAGCACAAGCCUGACUUUAUCGGUCGCCAGGUUGUGACGUUCCACAACCAGCGCGACUACAUAUUUGUGCGGCAGCAUCGUUAUGUGUUUGAAAAUGGCAAGAAAGCUCGGCUGCAAGAGAUCGGGCCUAAAUUCACGCUCAAGCUGCGGUGGUUGCAGGAAGGGACGUUCGACACCAAGUUUGGCGAGUACGAAUGGAUCCACAAGCAGCACGCGAUGGACACUUCCCGCCGAAAAUUCCACUUAUAAUCUGUUCAUCAUGUGCAUCGUCACCCUCGA